GUAUAAAACUGCUCUUUCCUUGCACGGAAAGAUUGCUAGAGCAAGAAGGCAAAGCUUCUCCAUUCAGACCCAACUGUUUCUCUUGCUGCUUUGAUUUGGGAUUCAGGAUGCAACCGACGGACACAUUCAGCUUUGAGCACUGCAAAGAGACAGCGGACUGGCUUCUGGCCCGGACCACCCAACGUCCGCGGAUCGCCAUCAUUUGCGGCUCAGGACUGGGUCCUCUUGCCGACAGCUUGGAGAACCAGGAGUCUUUCAAAUACACCGAGAUCCCCCACUUUCCGCAAAGUACAGUGGCCGGCCACGAUGGCCACCUCAUCUUCGGGGGACUGAAAGGCAAACAAUGUGUCUGCAUGAAAGGGCGCUUCCACAUGUAUGAGGGGUACCCGCUCUGGAAGGUGACUUUCCCUAUCCGGGUAUUCAAGCUCUUGGGUAUCGAGACGCUACUGGUCACCAAUGCGGCGGGCGGCUUGGCAGAUUCCUACAACGUUGGCGACCUCAUGAUCAUCAAGGAUCACAUCAACUUGUUGGGCCUCACUGGGGAAAACCCUUUGCAGGGUCCCAAUGAGGAGCGGUUUGGUCCCCGCUUCCCUGCCCUCUCGGACGCUUACGACAGGAAGAUCCGUGCGCUGGCCCUGGAGACCGCUAGGCACCUGGGCUACACCUCCUUUGUCAGAGAAGGGGUCUACUGCAUGGUGGGGGGGCCCACCUUUGAAUCCGUGGCAGAGGCUCGGCUGUUACACUUACUGGGAGCAGACGCUGUGGGUAUGAGCACUGCAGCGGAGGUCGUUGUGGCCCGGCAUUGCGGCCUCCGUGUCUUUGGCCUCUCGCUGAUCACCAACAAAGUGGUCAAAGACUACAAUGCGAAGGCGAACGUUGACCAUCACAGCGUCUUGGAGGUCAGCAAGAGGCGGACGUCCAUGCUUCAAACACUACUCACUGAAAUAGUGGGCAGCCUGGACUGUGGCAAGUGGAAAGAAAUGGAGACCCACUACCAGAAUGGAGUCUGAAAGUAUCUCUAGAUGUUUAUGGUGGAGCCAAGGAAGCACAUGAGCAAUUGUAUGGGGCAACAAGUGGACCAGGCCGCCUUCCGCAAUCUAGACACAACGGGGGCCCGAAACCUAAACAAUAUCACAGCCCAACC
Molecule: messenger RNA, 1144 nt
Organism: Anolis sagrei ordinatus
Lineage: Eukaryota; Metazoa; Chordata; Lepidosauria; Squamata; Anolidae
Source: RefSeq, a predicted model, not a curated record